Molecule: messenger RNA, 1137 nt
Organism: Planococcus citri (citrus mealybug)
Lineage: Eukaryota; Metazoa; Arthropoda; Insecta; Hemiptera; Pseudococcidae
Exons: 8
Coding region: 243-890 (215 amino acids)
Source: RefSeq, a predicted model, not a curated record
AGGUCUCGUCAGUCGUCACAGUCACAGCUUAGUCACAUUCGUCAAUUGAUAACAUACAAACACCUGAUUAUUUUAUUUUCCUUUCAGUCCAUAGGUUCGUUAUUUCAUAUUAUUGUGAAAACUUGGUUUUUGUGAUAUUUUUUAUGUAGUAUAGUAAUUGCUGUCGAAGUGUUGAAGGAUAAUAUAUUCUGCAUUUGUAUAAAUACCUAUCCUAUUAAUUGGAGGAACAUAUUCUAGAUAUUAUGGAGGAUGACGAUAAACCAUGCACCCUUACCAAGUCCGAAUUGAGAAUAAUAUUUGAAAGACUUAAAGAAUGGGAUCGGAAACAUAAAAAAAAUAUGGAAGAUUGGGAAAAAAGGAUGAAAUCAUUACAAAAAAAAUUGAAUCUACUGAAUGAACUGAAUGUACUGGAUUUUACUUUAAAUAUAUCUGAAGACAAGGACGAGACAGGAAUCGUCGAGGGGCAAAAUUUGUUUGAAAAUUCUCUGGGUAAAAUGGAGGAAGAAAAAGAAGAUUCAAAAAUGAAGAAAUCGGAAGUUGGAUCAACGCAAGCUGAUCUUUCAUCUGUUAUAUAUUGGCCGUCAAUGACAAAGUACGAUCCAGGGGAUUUGCUGGAUUUUCUUUUGAAUAGCCCUGAAGACCAUGGGACAGGAAUCGUCGAGGGACAAAAUUCGCUUGAGCUGAAAGUGAAGAAAAUAGUCGUACCAAAGCAAACUCAUAAUGAAUCAUUGAAAAAAAUGGAAAUAGAACUGAAAGAAUACGAAGCUGAUUUACAAAGAAAACAUGAUCGUAUGAAAAAAGAAAUGGAAGCGGACAUAAUAGAGUUAAAAGAAAAACAACAAAAGCUGGAAGCUGAAAAAAUUCAAUACCAAAAAGAACUCGAGUCGUAAUCGUAACCUUUGACUAUUUUUUAUCUAAAUUAAUAGUCAAAGGUCGUAACAGUUUCGAAAGAGGGUAAGUAUUUGUUUUCCUGAAGUUUGUGUCCUCUUUGAAAAUUUAUUCCAACCAAUUCUUGUAUCAUUUGUUUUGUAUAGAUUAACCAUUAAGGAACCACAAUGAUACAAUAGGUACUUCAUUGUGAUAAAUUUUUUUUAAAGGAAGAAAAAAAUGUCUCAACUUCGUAAAUUAUCAUCGACC